Gamsiella multidivaricata is the source of this 762-nucleotide messenger RNA. RefSeq lists its product as uncharacterized. The record is from RefSeq and is a predicted model, not a curated record. The transcript has 5 exons. The coding region runs from base 139 to 717 and encodes 192 amino acids. NCBI's taxonomy places the organism in Eukaryota, Fungi, Mortierellomycota, Mortierellomycetes, Mortierellales, Mortierellaceae.
AGAUAAGGUGCAAGAAAAUGAGCCCCGACUCUGACUUUGCCACAAUACCUUCAUCCUAACUUACACGUGAUAGAUAAAGGAUAAACUGCGUUUUUUGGCCACGAAAUCGUUUCAUGACAAAAAACGACAAAGGAAACGAUGGCAGCAUCACAACAGCAGGUCUUUGAAAGGUUCGAAAGCUACGACUUUGAGAAUGACUCAACCUUUCAGAGCGGUCUCAAGUCAAUUGUUAGCAACAACCAAAACAAGUCGGAGAAGGAGCAGCGGGAUGCUAUAGAGAACGCCAAAUAUUUUUAUUUUACUCGAUUUGUCCAAAGCUUUGAUUACAACCAAUACAAGGCAUGGCGUGCGCAGAAAUCGACCAAUGCCGGUGCAUCAUCAGAAGAAUCGAAAAUGGCAUCUUCGGAGAGCGAUACUACUAGCAUGGCAGUGGAAUCUCAAUCCUCUGACCCAGCAUCUGCAGCAACGUCUGCAGAUCCAACCUAUCCAAAAUCGUUCCAGGAGAUUUGUGAGCUGAUCGCGGCAGGAAAACCCAUCCCAGGCAUCCGCCAAAUUCCAAACAAUCUGGCGGAAGGAACACCUAGUGAAGCCAAGUUGGCCCCUAAGCCGAAGCCAUGGGAACAAAAGAAGGCUGCCGCUGCUGUAGCUACUACAGCAUCGACCACUGAUACCUCUGCGACAACAGCCCCAGAGUCCACUCAAGAGUCCACGGCGUAACAUGUAGUCAGCGCUCAACCCAAUAAACGAUAUAUUCGCAAACGG